AUGGAAAAACUCGAUCAAGACAUCUUGGAAGCCACCAAGAACAUGCCGACAGAGCCAGAGAAAGACGACGCUGGAAAAGAGUCUCUUGAAAAGCUAGCAGACUUGCUAAUCACUCGGUAUCAGCAAACUGGAAACACGGAUGACCUUCGAGAAUGUUUACGCCAUAAGAUGCUGCUAUUUCGCUCCUUGCAUAUUCCUACUGAAGCAUCUCUCUGGUACGUGGUCAUUAUAGACGAAUCCAUAGGUUCAGAUGUUCCAUGUCGUUUCGAAGAGACGAACGACCCUGAGGACCUCAGAGCAGCCAUCACUAUCUGCUGGCAAGUUUUCUUUGAAGAGCCCAGCAAUGCUGAACAUGAAGCACUACGAGUGAGGCUACCAUUCAUACUGCGUACCAUAACACUACACUUAUAUGAAAAGUCGGGCAACUUGGGCGAUAUAGAAACGGCAGCGUCAUACUCAAGACAGGUUUUGCCUUUUGUUCCAAAUCAUAUCGAGGACCGAGCCAACCCUCUGGAUGAGUUCGCUAGGACCCUAUUCAAGAAAUACCAAGUGCAAGAGAAUCCAGAUAUUCUCCCAGUUGGAAUACCAUUAUCAAGGGACGCCAUUUCCGCCACUCCUGAAGGUCAUCCCGAGUUACCAGCUAGAGUAGCUAACCUCGGGGCCUGGCUCUUAAGACGCUAUGAAAGAAACGGAGAUACGAAUGAUCUUCAAGAAGCAAUCAAAAAGACAGAACUCGCUAUUAAUCUGUUGGACAAAGAGAAUUUCAAUCAACUGAGAUUCCUAACCAACCUUGGGAUCAUGCUAUCUCGACAGUUGGAGCUCACUUGGGAUGAGAAUGAUCCUGACCAGACUGAGAUUAUGGCAUCUCGCGCCGACAUUGGUAGAGCUUUGCACGUAAACAGCAUUGCACAUCCAUUACUUGGAAUUGAGGCAGCGAGAGAUGCUAUCCGUAUCUUCAAGUUUCACGGAAGGCUAGAAGAAGCAAAUUCCCUUACUCAAAAGGCAUUGCAGUUACUACCAAUGGCCUGUCAUCCAUCUAUCGCACGCCAGGAUCAGCAGCACGCCAUCCAACAAAUGUCGAGGUUCGCAGCCGAAGCUUGCUCUCUAUCACUUCUUGUUGGAAAAACGCAGGAAGCGCUUCUGAGUAUUGAAUUCAGUUCUGAAAUUAUCUUAUACCACUUGAUUAAGUAUGGAAACAAACUGUCUCUUCUAGAACAACAUAGUAAGAGGUCGGCCGAACGUUUUGACCAGUUGCGAUCUGCAGCCGCCCAACCCGUGGACACCAUGGACCAAGUCACUAUACAAGAUCGGAUUGUGCCAGAAGCUCAGGACUUUGCCCACGACCAUGACUUUGAACUCGCGCUGAUCAGGAACCUACCAAAAUUUCGAAGCUUUCUUACAUUACCAAACCUAGACGACUUGGUCAACGGAGUCACUGAUGGGUCAAUCGUGAUAGUAAAUAUCACUCCCCUCAGCAGUGAUGCCAUCAUUAUCCUACCGUCUGGAAAAGGAAUCAGGUCCCUUAGCUUACCAAAGGCAACAUCCGUGGGAAACCUAUUUCUUGACAAAUAUUCGAAAGCUUUCGGUCGUAUAAGAAAGUCCCAGGGUUUAGAGGAACAGGACAUAGAGAGCGACAAGGAUCUGUAUGACGAACAGUUUCUGAGUUGGCUCUGGACAGCGUGUGUCGACCCGAUCGUCAAGGAGAUCGCAGGGUCACAGUCAUCGUCGUCUACCCCUCGAGUUUGGUGGAUUGGGACGGGUAUCGCCAGCAGAUUUCCGUUCCACGCAGCAGGAAACUCCGAGGGUAGCACUUUGGAUAACGUAAUAUCGUCUUACAUUCCAUCUAUCACGUCUUUAACAGAAACAAAAGCUAGCAUGACAUGCAGUGGCACCAAUGGCGAAGGGAACUCAUUGACGAUCGUCAUGACGCCCAAAGAUUCAGAUGGAUGUCAGCCCCCAGAUCCUACAGAUAUGCUACGAAUAAUAGAGGAGGCUCCUGGAGAGACCUUCAAGGUGGUGACCCUGUCAGAGCCAUCACUUGAAGAGACAUUGGAAAAUCUGCGCAGGUCUCAAGUUAUCCAUUUUACUUGCGACGGCUACUCUGAUCCUCUCAAGCCGUCCCAAAGUUACGUUCAAAUUCGCAGGUACUCAUCACUAAGCACAGACGAGGUAAAACUGACUGUAGACUUGAUAUCUAACAACACAACCUUGGACAAGUCAAAAAUUGGUUUCCUCUUAUUGUACCCCUCAGUAGGGGGUAAGGCCAAGCAAUCGACUGAUGGAGGGUUGGGUAUCAUCAGUGCAUUCCAAUUGGCUGGGUUCAAGCAUGUUGUGGGAUCUUUAUCAAACGCCGAUGGAGCUUCUCAUGCUCAUGUUACUAAGGGUUUUUAUCAAUCUGUAAAAGAGAUUGGGUUGGUUGAAAACACGGAUUGGGCAGUGGCAAAGGCAUUGCAUAAUGCUCUAAGAAACGCUAGAGACCAUGAUGAAGAUCCACAUUGGUGGGCUCCAUACAUUCACUCGGGUGCUUAA
Molecule: messenger RNA, 2529 nt
Organism: Fusarium mangiferae
Lineage: Eukaryota; Fungi; Ascomycota; Sordariomycetes; Hypocreales; Nectriaceae
Exons: 1
Coding region: 1-2529 (842 amino acids)
Source: RefSeq, a predicted model, not a curated record